UGCUCCAGGAGCUGAGCUUCUUCCCCUUCAGUGCCUCAGAGGAGGGACAGCAGCACCAUGGCCCCCAGUACGGCCAUCCGCCAGACUUGCUGCUGCUUCAAUGUCCGCAUCGCCACCACCGCCCUGGCUAUCUACCAUGUGAUCAUGAGUGUUUUGCUGUUCAUCGAGCACUCCGUGGAGGUGGCCCACGGCAAGGCCUCUUGCAGGUUCUCCCAGGCAGGCUACCUCAGGAUCGCUGACCUGGUCUCCAGCUUCCUGCUCAUCGCCAUGCUCUUCGUCAUCAGUGUGAGCCUGUUGAUGGGUGUGGUCAAGAACCGGGAGAAGUACCUGCUGCCCUUCAUGUCCCUGCAAAUCAUGGACUACCUGCUGUGCCUGUUCACCUUGCUGGGCUCCUACGUGGAGCUGCCCGCCUACCUCAAGUUUGCCUCCCGGAGUCGGGCUCACCCCUCCAAGGUCCCACUGAUGACCCUGCAGCUGCUGGACUUCUGCCUGAGCAUUCUGACCCUCUGCAGCUCCUACAUGGAAGUGCCAACUUAUCUCAACUUCAAGUCCAUGAACCACAUGAAUUACAUCCCCAGCCAGGAGGGAAUGGCUUAUAACCAGUUCGUCAAGAUGAUGAUCAUCUUCUCCAUUGCCUUUAUCACCGUCCUCAUCCUGAAGGUCUACAUGUUCAAGUGCGUGUGGAGAUGCUACAAACUCAUCAAGCACAUGAACUCAGCAGAGGAGAAGAGCAGCUCCAAGAUUCUGGAGAAGGUGGUCCUGCCGUCCUAUGAGGAAGCUGUGUCUCUGCCACCCAAGACUCCGGAGGGGGGCUCAGAGCCGCCCCCAUACUCCGAGGUGUGACAGCGCCGGGGCCCCGCCCGGUGCUGGGAGAGGCGGAGCUGCCUCGCAAUCCGCUUCUUCGCUUCGGGGGCCCCUGUGGCCUGCGUGAACCACCCAGCUGACUUCGGGACAAUCUGCUUGUGCACCCCUCGCUGGCCUGCUUUUCCCGUGGGGCCUGGGAGAUGCUCACAAUCGGAUCAACGCUUUAGGCUGAAUGACUCGUAAGGAUUCAGUCCAACAACACACUUGGCUUAUUCUGACUAGCUCUGGCAUCUGUUUCAACAAUUGGUCAUUGUAAAUUCAUUGUGUUUGGUUAAAUAAUUUUCAACAUGACCAGGUUAACCAAGUGGCUGACACAUUUAAGAAAAAUACACUUGUCGGUUCAGUAAAAUAAUCUGGUCAGACUGUAGCAGUGCAUUGCGCUGGUUUGUAAACAGUUGUCAGUUUGCACAGCACUUUAGCAAAGCAAUCAUCAGUUAGUCCUCCUCACCAGAUCCACAUGUUCAAGUUCGUCCGACAGCGUGCUUGAAUAAUGGCCAAGUUGGCUAACCCAGUCAAUUUAGAAUAGGGCUUAAAUUCGAUAAUUAAGGGAAAGAUCAGAUUACCCCCCACACCAUACAGUUCAUUUCAACCCAAUACAGUAACUGGCUGCCCACUCUGACCAAUUCAGUAGGGCCAAGUGGCUGAAUAAUUGUUACUUCAAAUGAAAAUUCAGUCAGUCAGUUGCCAAACCAUCAUCGUUCAACAGCUAGUUCCAGGAAAUGACAGCAGUUUUAAUCAUCAGACGGUCCCUAUGAACACACAUUGUUUUGCUUGUGAGUUGUCACCGUUGGCACGUGGUCGGGAGUCACACGUGGUCGGAGCUGUCACAGAGCAGUGGACUGUGUGAAAUGGGCUGCCUCGGCCAUGGCCAUUCAUCUCCAGUAACGCACCGUCAGUCCAUUCCACAGCCCAGUCUGUCCACCGCCAAUUUGGUUGUCAGUGACCCGGUUCUGCCUGAAGCUUGCGGUCAAGCAGAAAUUCAGCCCCGAAAUCAGGCGAAGCCAUUUGUUGGACUAAAUCCACAUAUUAGUUCAGUCGAAACAGGCAAACCUUUUGUGGGUGCGGACCUUGCCACGGGGGCUGGUGUUGGAGCUGCCGGGAGAGGUUUGGCCCCAACACCCCCUCUUUCGCUUGCUUCCCGGAGGGCUGGGGUUCCUGAGGGAGCUGACCCAGAGGUGGAGGUAGGGCCCCAGGGGAGGGCUCUCUGGGGUCUUCAGUGGGGUACAGAAGGGGAGGGCUGUGCGAGAGGCUCUCCGCCCACACUCGCUCACAAAAUUGCUUUGUGUGUGACGGGGAAGAAGUUUCAAUAAAGCAGCGACAAGCUUC
Artibeus jamaicensis (Jamaican fruit-eating bat) is the source of this 2190-nucleotide messenger RNA. It is a transcript of the gene LAPTM5, whose product is annotated as lysosomal protein transmembrane 5. The transcript is spliced from 8 exons. The record is from RefSeq and is a predicted model, not a curated record. Gene Ontology annotation, cellular component: lysosomal membrane. Lineage: Eukaryota; Metazoa; Chordata; Mammalia; Chiroptera; Phyllostomidae. The coding region runs from base 58 to 843 and encodes 261 amino acids.